Molecule: messenger RNA, 3573 nt
Organism: Aureobasidium pullulans EXF-150
Lineage: Eukaryota; Fungi; Ascomycota; Dothideomycetes; Dothideales; Saccotheciaceae
Product: UDP-Glycosyltransferase/glycogen phosphorylase
Exons: 5
Coding region: 1-3573 (1190 amino acids)
Biological process (GO): carbohydrate metabolic process
Molecular function (GO): hexosyltransferase activity; UDP-glycosyltransferase activity
Source: RefSeq, a predicted model, not a curated record
AUGUCGUCAAGCACAACCCAGGUCGCUCUGCCCGAUGCUUUGAAGGACAUCUUCGAUUUCGACGAAGCCGAAAAGGUUGUCGCAAAGUACCCCUGCUGGUACCUCCAAAGUGUCCUCCUACAGGGCUAUAUAUAUAUCACCCAGCGCCAUAUCUGCUUCUACGCCUAUCUCCAGAAGAAGACUGGCGUGACCAUCAAGUCCGGCUACUUGACCAAACGAGGUCAGCGUAACCCUCGCUACAAGAAGUACUGGUUCGUGCUCAAAGGGGAUGUCUUGUCAUAUUACAAGGACCCUUCGACUCCUUUCUCUCCGAGAGAUGUCAUAGAUUUGCGUUAUGGAGUUUCGGCAGACCUUACAGCAGCACAGGGCCAGGAUAAAGAAAGCACAUCCUUCUCUGUCACUACAGAUGCCAAAAUCUACAACUUCAAAGCAGAGACUGCUUCCAGUGCAUCAGAAUGGGUCAAGCAAAUACAAAAGGUCAUCUUCCGAUCACGCAACAACAGCGACAGUGUCAAGAUCUGUCUGCCAGUCGAUAACGUUGUCGACAUCGAGGAAAGCAACUAUCCUGAAUUUGCCGAUACUAUUAAGAUUCGAGUUAUUGACAACGAUGAGACAUUUGCUGUCGACGAGUACUUCUUCUCUUUCUUUGGAUUUGGCGAAGAGGCACUUCGCGUGCUACGAAGCUUGACUCAGGAGACAAGCGCUCAGCGAGUGCUUGCAAGUCGCCCUGUCUCUCCAGUCAUCACCAUGUCUGAUCGUCGACCUUCAUCAACACAUGGAAGAAGAUCGCGUUUGCCAUCGAUGAGUCCUGCUCCUGGAGGUAUUCAUGAGAACGUCACGGCUACUUUGUCCCCUGCGUCUGGCCUCACUUCUAGAAGUGCUCGGUCAAGCAGCGAACUGGAACGCUCUACUCUCGACUUGACUCAAGGAAGAGAAGAAGCUCUGGCAAGUCGUCCUACAACACAGCGGAAUAGCCAAAAACAAAAGUGGGGUGCAUUCCAGCAGGAUUCUUCUGAAUCGUAUGUGUCAUCCUCGGAUCAAGGCAACGACAGCGAAAUGUCAGAAUCUGCAGCUGGAACGGAUGCUUCGGGUAGCCACAUACUUAGUGGAAGUAUCAUGUUCCACAAGCCAACCAUCGGAAAGCAUCACACUGAUAACGUUGCAUUGCAUGGUGCGAAGGCUAGCCCUCAAACAGACGCGCCGUUUGCUUCUUCGAAUGAAGCUGGCAAGGAACCUGAGGUUAGGGCUUCAACAAGGAAGACUUCCGACACACAAAUGCAAGACAUGCGACAAUCAGAUUCCUCGGCCUUAGGAGGAUUGAUGAAGGUCGGAGCUGUUCCUAUCCAGCGCGCCUCGGGUUUCCUGUAUAACUCUAGCAAGCGCGUCAGUGGUCUGUUCGGGAGCUCGCCCUUGGAGUACUAUGACAAGUUCUCCGGGAUGAUUGCUGGUGGUAAGAAACACUAUGCAGAAGCAGACGAACUGGUGCCCGGAGAAGAAGUACACGAUUCUGAAGACGAGAUGACCGUUCGUGAGGCUGAAAAGAGCUUCCGCAACCACUUCGCCUUGCCAGAUUCUGAGAAGCUCGUGGCAACUUUCUUCGGUUUCUUUCAUCGAGUCUUGCCUUUGUACGGAAAGCUGUAUGUGGGCACUACGAGGUUAUGUUUCCGCAGUUUCAUCCCUGGCAAUUGGACCAAGCUUGUUGUCCCGUUCAAAGACAUCAUGGAUGUUGACAAGGAAAGAGGGUUUCGAUUCGGCUACUCAGGCAUGGUCGUUGUGAUUCGAGGCCACGAGGAAAUCUUCUUCGAGUUUGGAUCGCAAGAUCUUCGGGACGACUGCACCAUUACUCUCCUGCGAUCCUUGGACACGACAGAGCCUUUCCAGGAGUCUGUACUUCUAACAGAAGAUGAGAAGCGCGAUGCCGAGGCAGCAGCGGCAGAGAACCUCUUGCUACAAGAAGCUCGACAGGGCGAUCAAGGCGGUGUGGAGUCUCAGCCGCCUCGCAGCCUCGAUCAGUCAGACCGCGAGUCACCAGCCAUCUUCUUUGACGAUCCGGCGGCUUCUGUUCUGGACUUCAAGCCUGAAGGAUCUCUUCGAAUCACUUGCUUGACUAUUGGCUCUCGUGGUGACGUUCAACCGUACAUCGCUCUGUGCAAGGGCUUGCUUGCCGAAGGCCACAGACCAAAGAUAGCCUCUCAUGCCGAGUUUGGUGACUGGGUACGAAGCCAUGGCAUUGACUUCGCACCUGUCGAAGGUAAUCCAGCGGAAUUGAUGGCUCUCUGCGUUGACCAUGGCAUGUUCACUCCCUCUUUCCUCUACGAGACCAAUCAAAAGUUCUGGCCUUUUGUCAGAGGUUUGCUCAAGACAGCUUGGGCCGCUUGCCAGGACUCCGACUUGUUGAUCGAGAGUCCCUCUGCCAUGGCUGGUAUCCACAUCGCGGAAGCUCUUGGUAUUCCUUACUUCAGAGCCUUCACUAUGCCCUGGACCAGAACGCGCGCCUACCCUCAUGCGUUCGGCAUGCAAAAGUCCAGGAUGGGCGGAGCCUACAACUACAUGACAUACGUUCUAUUUGAGAAUAUAUUCUGGAAGGCCACCUCGUUUACGAUCAACAAGUGGCGCAAAGAGGAUCUAGGCUUGAAGGCUACUAGUAUGGAGAAGAUGCAGCAGGACAAAGUCCCUUUCUUCUACAACUUCUCGCCCAGCGUAGUCGUUCCUCCUCUGGAUUUCGGCGAAUGGAUCCGAGUAACAGGCUACUGGUUCCUCGAUGAAGCGAAUGGAUUCAAACCGCAAAAGGAGCUUGUCGAAUUCAUCAAGAACGCGCGAGCGGACAAAGCAAAGCUUGUGUACAUCGGAUUUGGAUCGGUGGUUGUUCCCGACCCAAAGCAACUUACUCAAGACAUCAUCGCCGCAGUGAGAAAGGCCGAUGUCCGCUGUAUCCUGUCCAAAGGCUGGUCUGACCGUAUGGACAAGGGCAAGGCCAAAGCCCUGGAGGUGCCAUUGCCAGAUUUCAUGUUUCAGAUCGCAUCUGCCCCGCAUGAUUGGCUGUUCCGACAAGUAGAUGCCGCUGUCCAUCAUGGCGGAGCAGGAACGACUGGUGCUAGUCUUCGCGCUGGUAUCCCGACCAUCAUCAAACCCUUCUUUGGCGACCAGUUCUUCUUUGGUAGCAAGGUUCAGGAUCUCGGAGUUGGACAAAAGGUUCUGACAGUGACUGAAAACGCAUUGGGCAAGGCGAUAUGGAUUGCGACUCACGACUCACGCAUGAUCGAGAAGGCCAGAAUUCUGGGAGAGCAGAUCCGCUCAGAAGAUGGUGUCGGAACUGCCAUCAAGGCUAUGUACCGGGACAUGGAGUACGCAAAGACACUGGUGCAACAACGCGUGGCCAGGGCGGCUCAAGGCGACACAGAUGCCGAGGACGAAGAAGAGGCAGAGGUUGAAGAUAGCUGGACGUUGGUUGAGAACGACAGCGACCCGGAUGCGACGAGCCCGACGGCUAUGAUGCAGCCACAAUCACCCUCAUUGGGUAAUAGCAAGGGGAAGAGCAAGUUGGGGCUGAAGUAUCUGCCGCUCAGAAGCUGA